CCGCCGCUGCUGAUUGGCUAUUGCUAUGACUGGCGGACACUGAUUGGCCGCUGUAUGACAGCCGGAGAGUGCGAGCUAAGCGGCCGUUCACCUACAUACAGCCCGGGACAUGGCAGGGUGCGGAGGCCGGGCGUGCAGGGUGCUGCAGAGGAACAGCCUCCUGGUCAGGCCGUGGCAAGCCUCCAGGAGGGACUGCGCUUCAGAGGCUGCGGUGCCUGCUGUCGCUCAGGGUUUGUUGGGAGCAGAGAGGAAGAGGUUUCUCCCUGAGCAUCCGCUGCCGUUCUCCUCCUUCCUUACAGACAGCUUUGGCCGGCAGCACAAUUACCUGAGGAUCUCGCUGACAGAGAAGUGUAAUCUCCGAUGUCAGUAUUGUAUGCCUGAAGAAGGAGUUAAGCUGACACCACGGAGUGAACUUCUCACCACUCAGGAGAUCCUCAAUUUGGCCAGACUGUUUGUACAGGAAGGAGUGGAUAAAAUCCGUCUGACAGGUGGAGAGCCGCUCAUCCGCCCCGACGUGCUGGACAUCAUAGGACAACUUCGUAAACUGGAAGGACUGCAAACCAUUGCACUGACCACGAAUGGGAUUAACCUUGCAAGACAGCUGCCCAAGCUGAAGGAGGCUGGAUUAGAUGUUCUGAAUGUCAGUCUGGACACCCUUGUACCGGCGAAAUUUGAGUUUAUUGUACGCAGGAAAGGUUUUCAUAAAGUCAUGGAAGGCAUCCAUCGCGCGGUGGAGCUGGGGUACAAUCCGGUGAAGGUUAACUGCGUGGUGAUGAGGGGGCUGAACGAGGAUGAGCUCCUGGAUUUUGUGGCGCUCACAGAGAAACAGCCUUUAGAAGUGCGCUUCAUCGAGUACAUGCCAUUCGAUGGAAACAAGUGGAAUUUUAAGAAGAUGGUGAGUUACCAGGAAAUGCUGGACACUAUCCGCCAGCGGUGGCCAGAGCUGGAGAAGCUCCCAACCGAAUUGUCCAGCACUUCCAAGGCCUUCAGAGUGCCGCGUUUCCAGGGCCACAUCGGCUUCAUCACAUCCAUGUCUGAGCACUUCUGUGGCUCCUGUAACCGGCUGCGCAUCACGGCUGAUGGGAACCUGAAGGUCUGUCUGUUUGGGAACUCUGAGGUGUCUCUCAGGGACCUGCUGCGCUCAGAGGCGACUGAGAAGGAGCUGGUGCAGAUUAUCGGGGAGGCAGUGGGACGGAAGAAGAAGCAGCAUGCGGGUAUGUUUAACAUCUCCCAGAUGAAGAACCGGCCAAUGAUCCUGAUUGGUUCUGUUUCGUGGCUACCCCGACCACAGCAGAGAAUCGUCCAGGGGUUUCAUUGUUUAAAGGAAUUGUAUUCUGCCGUCACCCUGAAAGCUGGAUCCUACGUGCACUCUCUCCGUGCAUUACGGAGUAGGGGUAGGGGACAAAUGUACUUUUCACAAUAUUGUUUUAACAAGAAGAUACCUAAUUCUACGGUGCUGCCGCUGCGCUUUGUUUGCAGUGGCCAGGAAAACUUUCGCCCCAUUUCCAAACCGGCGUGCCUUACUACACAGCAGUCUUCCACUGGUAUUGUCCUAGACAAUUUAUCUGAAACGCACAAUCCCUGUUCACAGGGAGCAUCUGAGCACUUGACGCACGUCGACGGAGCAGGAAAGGUCCUCAUGGUGGAUGUCGGGAAAAAGUCAGACACGAGUCGCACAGCGGUUGCUAAAGCAGUUGUACGCGUGGGCCCAAAAGUCUUCAGAUUAGUCCAGUCGAACCAACUGAAGAAGGGGGAUGUCUUCGCAGUAGCACAGAUUGCCGGAAUCCAGGCAGCCAAGCUCACCAGCCAGCUCAUCCCUCUGUGUCACAACAUCUCCUUGAAUCAGGUCAACGUCUCUCUGAAGCUGGAUGAUGCUCGGUUUACGGUGGAAGUAACGGCUGAGUGUCACACACACGGUAAAACUGGGGUAGAGAUGGAAGCGUUGACUGCGGCCAGCGUGGCGGCCUUGACGAUCUACGACAUGUGUAAGGCCGUCACCCAUGACAUGGUGAUAGAAGAGGUGAAACUUAUAAGCAAAACUGGAGGACAGAGGGGGGACUUCCAUAGUGAGCCAAGCUCCUCACAUUAAAUCCAUUGCAUGAGCUUCUUGCUGGCUUUUGGGUGCCAAAUGAAGCCUUUUUAUUGAACGUUUAUCUUGACUGAUUCAGGAACAGUAAGUGGUUCUGUGGUGUGAUGCGCUGACGUGUUAUGGCAUAGCGCCACUUUCUGUUGUCUGGUUAAUGUUUAUAUCCCAAAUUUGUUACACGGUUCUAUGCGCAAGGAACCUAAAGAUGAUGCCAUACAGUAAUGUAUUUUUCCUUUCACAGUGGUGAUGGUAUUAUUAUCACAGGACUUUGCUAGGUUGACUAGGUGAUGUGUUUUAUCAUUAUCCCUGUUUGUUAGAUAUGGAUCCAGUCCUAUACAUUGAGUGCUCAUUUAUGCCAAAUGACUUUUCUUACAUACAGCAACAAUAAUGUUUUAUAUAGUUACCUCAAUCCAUAUAAUUUAUAGACUUUAUUUUUGGGGUGUAAUGGUCUCUUAACACUAAAUAUAGCACUUGUUGUAAAAAUCCAAAUAUAACGUGUGCACAAGGAGGGGCUUCCAGCCACAGGAAGCUACAAGUAAAAGGACACUUGGGAGUAUGAAUCCCACUUCUGCCACCAACUUUGCAGCCAUCUAUAAAUAAAUAAUAGAAUAUGAUCCUAAACCCAUUAUCUUAAAAUUUCAUUUUCGUUGGUGUUCACUAAGAUUACACAAGAAUACACAGUUGUAUUUGCCUUUGGUGCAGUGAUUGUGAUUGGACAAGUAAGGCUGUGCUCCUUUCCUAUACCCCCUACUACCAUUUGUCUGAUUUAAGUAGCCAGCAGAGCUGCUUGAAUCCUGGCGUACAACAGCUCAAGGGGGGGGGGGACGACGACAAGUGCCAAACCAUACAAGGAGGGUCCAGAAAAAAAGAUCACUGCCCAAAGAAAAAUGAAUUCUAUCUGAACUUGUGACACCAACUACCGAACGUCAAGGCUGGGGUUGUUAUUCUGUAACCGCACAAUUACAUUUUUAUCCUGGAUAUCACGCUGGAACAAUCACAGGAGAUGGAAUGGGCUUCUGAGAAUAACCCUACAUUAUGGUUUUCUGUUUGUUUUUUGUUAAUUGUCCUUUAAAAAUUUAUUUUAAAUAUUUUUAAUGUAGAUUUUGGUUACCUUUUGCCUGAGAAGAUGCGUUGUACAACUGACAAUGAAUUAAGCCACUAUUAACUGGAAACAAUGUUUUUGUUUUUUCAUAACUUUAUUGUGCAGCAUUUAUAAAGCAGCAACAUAUUUUUUACAGUUUUCGGAAAUUCUAAUAAAAAUAAAGUAAAAGACAAUAAACAUUAAUGAAACACGA
Pseudophryne corroboree (corroboree frog) is the source of this 3381-nucleotide messenger RNA. It is a transcript of the gene MOCS1, whose product is annotated as molybdenum cofactor synthesis 1. Lineage: Eukaryota; Metazoa; Chordata; Amphibia; Anura; Myobatrachidae. Bases 110 to 2089 code for a protein of 659 amino acids. The transcript is spliced from 11 exons. Gene Ontology annotation, biological process: Mo-molybdopterin cofactor biosynthetic process. The record is from RefSeq and is a predicted model, not a curated record. Gene Ontology annotation, molecular function: metal ion binding; GTP 3',8'-cyclase activity; 4 iron, 4 sulfur cluster binding.